GGCCGAGCUCUGUUCUAGAAUAUAACUUGUAUAUGUGUUGCAAGGUUAUAAAAAAAAUAAUUGGAAUUAUCAUUAAUCGUUGAAGAUAGAGAAUGAGUGUUCGAAGAAACUUGGAAUCUUAUUGUUGAAAAAGAUAUAGAAAUUUUUGUGGAUAGCUCAAAAUAAAGAUAUGAAAAGCAAAAAUAUGUACAAAUCGUUCCAGGAAGAACACUGAUAUGUGUUGUUGAAUUUUGUACAUUGAUAAGGAUCCGAAGCAAGGAUCGAAACGUAUGGUAAUACGAAAUUUGUCGAAUAAAUUCAUUUACACAGGAACUACUAGUGUUUGACUCGGAAAGGCAUCUUCAUAUUCAUAGAUUUAUUCAACUGACAAGUCUAAUUAUAUCCAUCUAUACAUAUAUAUUUUUAUUUUGGUUAUAACAGGCGUCUGAUAUUAAUCAAUUUGAUUAUUUGACCAAUAAUGUUUGUUAUUGUAUUGCUAUCAUUUGUCUUUAUAUUAUUGGUGUGUAACUAUUAUGUGUAUUAUGGAAAAAUCGGACGACUCAUUAACCUAAUACCAGGACCAUUAUGCUAUCCAAUUGUUGGAAGUGUGUACCUAUUAUUGGGUUCACGAGAAGCACUAUGGAAGCGUAUGAUUACUCUUAAUGAUAAAUACUACCCCAUUUACAAAGUUUGGAUAUUCUUUAUACCCAUUAUAUCCAUUCGUCAUCCGGAUGAUCUAGAGACAAUACUACGCAACCCGAAACAUAUAAAAAAGAGUAUUAUUUAUGAUUCUUUCAAACCUUGGUUCGGAACUAGUCUUUUCAUUACUGAAGGUGCCAAGUGGCAUUCACAGCGAAAGAUAUUAACUCCUACAUUUUAUUUUAAUAUACUGCAACGAUUUGUCGAGAUUUGGGACAAAGAAAGCAAAAACAUGAUAAAGUCCUUGAAAAAUACGGAAGGCACAGUUGUAAAAAAUUUAUCACCAUUUAUUAGUGAACACACGCUGAAUGCAUUAUGUGAAACUGCUAUGGGCAUUUCUCUAAAAAAUCUCGGUGAGUUCCAGCAACAGUAUCUAAAAGCAAUUCAUCAAAUGGGCGAGCUUUUUGUUUAUAGAAUAAAAAGACCAUGGCUGCUAUCUAAUUGGAUAUUCGCAUUGACACCAAAAGGCAGAGAGCAAACGAAGGUUCUAAAAAUAUUACAUGGAUUUACUGAACGCAUUAUUGCCGAAAGAAAACUUUAUCAUGAACAAACAAAUAGUCAAUAUUUGAAAAGCUUUGACAAUGAUACAUCAGCAGAAGAAGAUGGUGCAAAAAUGAUUGGAAUGCGAAGGAAGGGGCUUGCAAUGUUGGAUCUUCUCAUAGCGGCAUCUCGUGAGGGUCUCAUGACUGAUUUAGAGAUUAGGCAGGAAGUUGACACCAUUAUGUUCGGGGGCCAUGAUACUACAGCGGCAAGUUUAUGCUUCAUUUUGGCAUUAUUAGCUGAACACAAGGACAUUCAGGAUCGUGUCAGAAACGAAGUCGAUAUUGCUAUGCAAGAGAAUGAAAAUAAAUUAACUAUGAAAUUUUUGCAUCAACUAUCAUAUUUAGAAAGAUGCAUAAAAGAAGCGUUGCGCUUGCAUAGUGCCGCAUUUGUUAUAUCACGCGUAUGUGGAGAAGACGUAAAAUUACAGUCAUAUUUAGUACCUGCUGGCACCAUCCUGUUUAUUGAUAUUAACAUAAUCCACAAAGAUUCCAAUUUUUGGCCAAAUCCAGAGAUAUUUGAUCCUGAUAGAUUUUUGCCCGAGAGGAUCCAAAAUCGUCACCCUUACUCAUAUAUACCAUUUAGUGCUGGACCACGUAAUUGUAUCGGCCAACGAUAUGCUAUGCUGCAAAUGAAGAUGAUGGUAGCUUCUUUGAUACAUCAUUUCUAUUUGGAACCCGUUGAUUAUAUAAAGGAUGUUCGGCUGCAGGUCGAUAUCGUAAUUCGUCCUGAUCCACUUCGUGUACGAUUUGUUCCUGUUUUGCAAAAUUAAUACAAACAAAAACAGGAUAUAAUCGAUAGAUACUAUUAUCACUGGAUAAAAAUACUACUGGAUAUAAAUACUAAACAAAGAGGUGCGUAAUUCGUUCUACAAAUGUAUUAUUAUUUUUGAAGAAACAUCAUUUCAAGAAACAUCUCCUGUGUAAACUGUCAUUAUCGUGUCAAACGCAAGCGACAUAAACGGCGUUUAAU
Molecule: messenger RNA, 2190 nt
Organism: Trachymyrmex cornetzi
Lineage: Eukaryota; Metazoa; Arthropoda; Insecta; Hymenoptera; Formicidae
Product: cytochrome P450 4C1
Exons: 13
Coding region: 458-1990 (510 amino acids)
Molecular function (GO): oxidoreductase activity, acting on paired donors, with incorporation or reduction of molecular oxygen; iron ion binding; heme binding
Source: RefSeq, a predicted model, not a curated record